Molecule: messenger RNA, 1117 nt
Organism: Argentina anserina (silverweed cinquefoil)
Lineage: Eukaryota; Viridiplantae; Streptophyta; Magnoliopsida; Rosales; Rosaceae
Exons: 9
Coding region: 103-789 (228 amino acids)
Biological process (GO): maturation of LSU-rRNA from tricistronic rRNA transcript (SSU-rRNA, 5.8S rRNA, LSU-rRNA)
Cellular component (GO): nucleolus
Molecular function (GO): RNA binding
Source: RefSeq, a predicted model, not a curated record
CAACUCUGAAAACCUAAUACAAAACCCCGCCUCUUGUUCUCUCCCACCUCUUUGCUCACCAAAACCCCAACCUUCCCAGAUUUCUGGUUUUACUUGAGCGAGAUGGGGGCGAAGGCGAAAAAGGCGAUGAAGAAGCAACUGAGCAAAGCUGUCUCUGCUUCUGCUCAGAAAGCUCUGUCUGGUGCUUCUGCUCAAAACCCACUUCCUACUUCCACUACUCCUACUGCUGCUCCUGACUUCUUGCCGUUAGAAGGUCCUGCGCGUAAGCUCCCCGAAGAGAAGCCCAAGGAAGAGGUUGCCAGGGUUGUAUACAUUAGCCGGAUACCCCACGGCUUCUACGAAACUGAAAUGCAAGGGUUUUUUGGGCAGUUUGGUGUAAUCAACAGAUUGAGAGUCGUACGCAACAAAAAGACAGGAAAGUCAAAGCAUUAUGGCUUCAUCGAGUUUGAGGACCCAGGGGUGGCCAAAAUUGUUGCUGAAACCAUGCAUAAUUAUUUGUUGUUUGAAUGCCUUCUGCAAACCCAACUUAUUCCUCCACAGAAGGUUCACCCGAAGUUGUGGAAAAAUUGCAAAGUCCGAGCCAAACCCUUGAACUGGGUUCAAAUUGAGCGCAAGAGGCAUGACAAGGAAAGGACAGCUGAAGAGCACAAAAAGCUGGUGGAGAAAAUUAAGAAGAGAGAUCUGAAGCGUCAAAAGAGAAUUGUGGCUGCUGGUAUUGAGUACAAGUGCCCAGAGAUUGUCACUAAUGAUCAGCCUGCUCCAAAGAAGAGGAAGUUGCGCCUGAAGUAGGUGGCAAAUAAUUUACAUCCCUUCUAUGUCACGUGGAUUUGACUAGGAUGGGAUGAAGCACUCUAUAUAUCAUCCACCCUCAAAAGUGACUUUCUGGAUACCUGAAGGUUUUGGUCUUGAACUAUUAUCAUUACAUGUACCCGUAUGUAGCUUUAUGAUUUCUUUCAUUUUCUACAAUCUUCAAGUUUUAAAGGUACCCCAUGUAGAGAAAUAUAGUUUUUGACCCAUGAUAUGAAUUAAUGAAGGAGUGCCGCGUUGUAGUUCUUAUAUAGUUCGAGUUUCAAUUCUGGGUAGCAAUUUUGAAUGAAUAUGAAUCAUAAUUUUUCUA